Messenger RNA from Nilaparvata lugens (brown planthopper), 4471 nucleotides. RefSeq names its product zinc transporter 7 (gene ZnT86D). Gene Ontology annotation, biological process: intracellular zinc ion homeostasis; zinc ion transport; transmembrane transport. The record is from RefSeq and is a predicted model, not a curated record. Gene Ontology annotation, cellular component: membrane; Golgi apparatus. Lineage: Eukaryota; Metazoa; Arthropoda; Insecta; Hemiptera; Delphacidae. The coding region runs from base 332 to 1402 and encodes 356 amino acids. Gene Ontology annotation, molecular function: zinc ion transmembrane transporter activity. The transcript has 2 exons.
GGAUACUUGACAGCGUGUCUUGCCAAAGUGUUGGGGAGAAAGAUGAUAGAGAGUGAGAGAGAUAGUAGGUUUUUAGAUUUGUGAUGCGAUUCAAUAUAAAAUAUUAUGACACGUUUGUGUUUAGGAAGUGUACUCUUUUAAGCGAUUAAUAUUAUGUUUCUGUGAUUUGUAUAGUAAGGGAUGUGUUUCUACGUCAUGUAUAUCGUAAGGAAUUGCUUACAUAUGUUAGAUAUGAACAUCCGUCAAUUCUGCGAGAUCUAGUAUCGGUUUGCGGUAGUUUGAAUCGAGGAUCAAAGCUGUUUCAAGAGAGUCAACAGCUACAGCUACCACAAUGAUUCCAUUAUCUCAUAGGGAUUCGAAUAGAAGCUACAACAACAGUAUACCAUCUUACAUUAAGGAAAAAAUAGGUGGCUGGGUUCGUUUAAUUUUCGCCGACCGGAACUCUAGAAACUUAUUUUUAUUUUUAAUAUUGAAUUUGUCGUUUGCGGUAGUUGAACUUUUAUACGGGGUAUGGACCAACAGUCUGGGACUAAUAUCGGAUUCAUUCCAUAUGUUUUUCGAUUGCACGGGUCUAGUAGCGGGGCUUGCGGCAUCGGUCAUCACCAAGUGGCGUGCCAACGAUAAGUACUCUUACGGGUAUGUGAGGGCCGAGGUUUUGGCCGGCUUUGUCAACGGACUGUUUUUGUUGUUUAUAGCGUUCUUUAUACUGUCGGAAGCGGUGGAACGUGCUAUAGAACCACCGGAGGUGAAGCAUGAGCGCUUGUUCGUGGUUUCGGUGCUAGGCUUACUGGUGAACUUGGUCGGUAUUUAUGCAUUCCAACAUGGCCACGGACAUUCGCACGGAGGGGGGUCAGGUCAUGGACACUCUCAUGGAGGCGGUGGCCACUCGCACAACCAUGCGCACAACAAUCACGAUCAUGGAGGCCACGGACACAGUCACGACUUCACGGGCAACGGCAACUCACAGAUCAUGAAGGGUGUGUUUCUGCACAUACUGGCCGACACUCUGGGAAGUGUCGGUGUCAUCAUAUCGGCCGUGCUGAUGCAGAUGUUCGGCUGGAUGAUCGCCGACCCAAUCUGCUCCAUGUUCAUAGCCAUCCUGAUCGGACUGAGCGUACUAAGUCUGAUCAAGGAGUCUGUGAUGAUUCUGAUGCAGCGACAGCCGGUGACGCUGGACGCUGUGCUGCCGCAGUGCUACCAGAAAGUGAUGCAACUGCCCGGUGUCUACAGCAUCCAGGAGCCGCACUUCUGGACGCUGUGCAGUGACUUCUAUGUGGGUGCUCUGAAACUGGAAGUGACCGAAUCGGCCGACCCCAAGUACGUUGUCAGUCACACGCAAAUGAUAUUCACCGCUGUCGGUGUCAGGCAGUUGUAUGUACAGUUGGACUAUGCUGCCAUGUGAUCUAUUGUAACCACUAGUAAAUUACUCGACAGGCAGUGUGCUCUUUGUCUGCACAGACACACUACGCUGUCUCUCCUAACUUAUUUGAGCAACGCCAUCUGUUCUUAUUCUCCAUUAGCUAGUAAAUUGAGCAAGAUAACAACUGCUGACAGAAUCAAUGACUACCUUAUUGUUUGAUGUUUCUAUGUGUAGACUAUGUUUAAGAAACAUAAGGCUGAUAUUACACUAUAAUAGUUCUAUCAUAGAGAUCGCCAUAAUAUAUUCAUAAAUAUUAUGAACAAAUUCCGAACGAGGUGGAUGCGAAAAAAGAAAAACUGGAUUUUCUCUAGAAAUAAAAAUCUGGUGGACAAACUAAAAAUAAACUCUAUGGGGUUUAUUAAUAACAAUAAUAAUAAACAUUGUUAAUAAAAUAAUAAUUAUUAUUAUAUUUGUAUCGUGUUAUCAACUGCUAACAGAAUAAAUGACCACCUAAUUAUUAAUUUUGUUAAUAACUUCUGAUUAGCUUGUCAGUCUGAUGCCCUAAAGUUACUGUGAUACUAUUAGAUAUUCAAAUUAAAUUAAAUCGAUUUAUGAAUUUUAUUAUAUUUAUACACUAACACAGUAUAAAACAGAAAUAUACUACCAUAAUUGUUGACUAAACAGUUUCAUCCGGCCAACUCCAAUUUUGGCCAAUAUUCUGUAUGUCCCAAAAACAUGUUUCAUGGCUCUAGAAGUUAUAAAAUAAUUCUAAAGUCAUAGCUUUUGUAUGUCAUUGUGUUCUUCCAACUAGGUUACUUGAUAAAUUCGUUUAUGAUUGAUUCUUUUGCUUUUCUGUAAAAUGUUUUUAGUUUGUCCACACUAUUUAUUGUCAGAAAAUAUUUAUUUGUAUAAGUAUUACAGCAUAAAUGUUUCAGUAGUUACAAAUUUUCCACAACGUAUUUCUGAAUUAAUUGCUGUAUUCGUCAAAGUAUGAAAUAUGACAGUCAUCAUAAAGACGGAUUCCCACAUAUCAGUAUCAGUGAACGUCUCCGUCACAGUGAGAGAUACGGUCAAAUGGAACUAUUAAUACUCUCUUGAACGGGAGUGGGAAUAGUCUCAUUAGAACACUUGGGUAUUAUAUUUCCACUGUACCCGUCACUGACUGACACGAAUGUGUGGAAUCCGGCUUAUUCAUCGUAAUAUAAUAAAAAUUGGAUUUAAUCAAUCACUAUACGAUUAUAGACCGAUGUCUUAGCGGGUUUAAGAUAUAUGACUAAAGUGUCAAAUUAGGUAGGUUAAGAAGGUUAUGAAAGUUUUCAUACCAAAACCUGCUCACACUAAAAAUUGUGACCUGAUUACACAGAAAAUUGGUUUCAGUCUUUUGAAGACAGGGCAGCCAGCUGUUGUCUCAAUUUGGUAAUUUCUGCAUAUUUUUCGGUAAUUUCGGCAUAUUUUUGCAACAAUUCCUCCCGCAACUGAUAGUGUCAAUAAUGGUAGAAAAUUACAAUUUUUUCUACCAACUAUUAAAAUACUCGUUUCAUUAUUCAAUUAUAAUUAUUCUCAUCGUAGAAAUGUUUAUAGAUCUUUGCCAAAAAGCCAUUUAUAGUGUUUGAUCUGAUAAAAUGUAUUACACUUGAAAUACUAAUAUUAUAUUUGUUAUAUUAAAUAGUAAUAUUUACCGUCUUAUGAAUAAAGUGGAACGUCACUUUCAUUGCUCAUAGAUAUAUUUUAGUGUAAUAUCAGCACUGUUCUACACAUCUCCAGGAUUGUCGUUGAUGGAAAUCAUUAUUCAUUUCAAAAAGUCUCUUAAAAUACUUAAAGAGAUCUUUUGGUGUAGUUCGUGUAACUAAUUAAAUUUAAUUUUACGUUCAUUUCUCAUGUACUUUAAAGUCAUGUCGUUAUUUUUAUUUUCAAUUCCUGGUAUUAGGACUGGUAUGAAUCAGUUUUUUUUCUUUAAUGAUUACAAAGAAUAUUUUAUAAUAUAUUUUCGUAUUGAAUCCCCAAUUUUAUCUUUGAAUAUAAUAUGAGGUUACCUAUUGCAAUCGGAUGGACUAUUCAAAAGUUGUUGCAAAUUACUUUUAAAAAAAUGUAUAGAGCUUUACUGUGAAUUCUAUUUUUCAAACUUUGUUCUAGAAAACCUUUAGUAAAAAAGCGCUCCUCCACUGUCUCUUUACAUUAUCUGAUUACAGAAUUGAGUUAGAUUAUGUCCAAUUCCUCCAUAGGAAUCAAUCCCUCGCGAUUAUUCUCAUCUUUGGAACAUUGUCUCCUCUUCUCUCCAUCACUUGAAUCUGAUCCUCAUAUUACCUUUGAACAGGUUAUUUAUCAAGAAUGCAUGUUAAAUGAUGAACUAUACUCUAUUCAUGUAUACAACUUACUCUAUCGGCAGGUGAGUCUCCUUAGUAAGGUCUCUUAGUAUUCGAAUGUGCACCUUAUCUGCCAAUACAGGGUAGAAAAUAGCCUUGGGUUGAGUUUCAUCACUAUUUAAAUCUUAAAGGAUUCUCCAGGUAUGCUGCUGAUUUUUAUAUCCAGACUCUCGACUAUUCCUUUCAUAUCAUAUUAAUUCACAUGUAUCAAUAAAAAGUUCACAAACUCAGAUUACGAACUGAUGACGAGUUAUAAAAAUCUGAGAUUUUACAGAAAUAGAGUAACUGAAAAAACACUGAUUUUAUUUUCAAGAUCCAAUAAAAUUGAUCCUCAUGAAAAGUAAAUCUCAUGUCUCAAGUAAAUCAGUUUUAUAUAAAAAAAUGAAAACUAAAGGCCAGUAAAUUUACGACUGAAAAUUGAGAAAUAAUAGAUCAUCACUGACAACAAUCUGAGAAUAAAUGUGUAGGUAGUGAACAUUUCUUGGCGGGUAAUAAUUUGUCGAGAAAUUGAUUUCUAUUCCCUUCAUAAAGUUUAUUCAAUGUUAAUUUUAUUUUAAGUAUAAUAUGAUAUGUAGUAUUUAUGAAGAAUGAAUGCUCGUUUGUCAAGAACAAAUUACCUGUGUAUGUUAUUCAGAAUGUGUAACUGUAAAAUUGUUCUGGUUGUGGAUUCUUCGAUGAGUGUUAUGUAGGCCUAUGUAAAAUUUGAUUGAGCCCUGUAAGAAUAAAUGUAAUGAUGACUGUUUGGAAU